This is a messenger RNA of Besnoitia besnoiti, 486 nucleotides long. Its product is annotated as putative translation initiation factor eIF-5A. Gene Ontology annotation, molecular function: translation elongation factor activity; RNA binding; ribosome binding. Gene Ontology annotation, biological process: positive regulation of translational termination; positive regulation of translational elongation. The transcript has a single exon. The record is from RefSeq and is a predicted model, not a curated record. The coding region runs from base 1 to 486 and encodes 161 amino acids. NCBI's taxonomy places the organism in Eukaryota, Apicomplexa, Conoidasida, Eucoccidiorida, Sarcocystidae.
AUGUCUGACGCCGAGGAUGUGACAUUCGAGACCGCGGACGCCGGUGCGUCCCACACGUAUCCCAUGCAGGCCGGUGCGAUCAAGAAGAACGGCUUCGUUAUGCUGAAGGGUAACCCCUGCAAGGUUGUCGACUACUCGACUUCCAAAACCGGAAAGCACGGUCACGCCAAGGCUCACAUUGUCGGAAUUGACAUCUUCACCGGCAAGAAAUACGAGGAUGUUUGCCCGACCUCUCAUAACAUGGAAGUGCCCAACGUGAAGAGAACUGAGUUUCAGUUGAUCGAUCUCUCCGAUGACGGUUUCUGCACUCUCCUCCUGGAGAAUGGUGAGACCAAGGACGACCUGAUGCUCCCCAAGGACUCUGAGGGCAACUUGGAUGAUGUCGCUCAGCAGGUCAAGACACUGUUCACCGACGGCAAGUCGGUUCUGGUCACAGUUCUCCAAGCAUGCGGCAAGGAGAAGAUCAUCGCCUCCAAGGAGCUGUAA